This is a messenger RNA of Quercus lobata, 1050 nucleotides long. RefSeq lists its product as uncharacterized. The record is from RefSeq and is a predicted model, not a curated record. NCBI's taxonomy places the organism in Eukaryota, Viridiplantae, Streptophyta, Magnoliopsida, Fagales, Fagaceae. The transcript has a single exon. Bases 1 to 1050 code for a protein of 349 amino acids.
AUGCCUGUUGACAAAAUUCUGGCACAAAUUAAAGAUAAGCACUACUUCAAAUGGCCAAGGCCAUUACAUUCAUCACCCAAUGUACGUGAUAAGAAAAGAUAUUAUUGUUUCCAAAAGGAUCACUGCCACUACACGGAAGAUUGUAGGGACCUGAAGGAGCAGAUAAAGGAACUCAUACGAAAAUGGAAGUUGCAGAGGUUUGUAAAGAAGGGAGAGCCCAGCAGGUCCAAGGAUGAUGACAAGGACAAGCGCGAAGUCUCACCAAGGGAUGAAGACCACGUAUCCCAACGUCCAUCAAGUAUGAUCGAGGAGAUAAAGACGAUCACAGGUGGGUCGUUCAGAUCCUUCAAGAAAUCAUAUCAGAGGCAGGUGAACAACAUCCAUAGGACACCACCCUUGAAGCAAAGACAGACGGACAGGGACAUGUUUUUCUCAAAAGAAGACGUCAGAGGAGUGAAGCAGCCACAUGACGACCCCUUGGUCAUAAUGCUUAUGAUAGAAGGGUUCAACACCAGGAGAAUCCUCGUGGAUAAUGGUAGCUCUGCAGACAUCAUCUACCUCUUUGCUUUUCAACAGCAAAAGUUGGAUCCAGGAAGGCUGCGCCCUUUUGAGUCCUCUUUCGUCAGCUUCAAUGGAGAUAGGGUGUAUUCCAAAGGCAUAAUGAUGUUGACAGUCAUGGUGGGGUCUUAUCCGCGACAAUUGACUUGUCAGUUAGACUUCCUAGUAGUAGAUUACCCCUUCUCAUACAAUGUGAUCAUCGGGAGACCCACACUUAAUCUUUGGAAGGAAGCCACAUCCACUUAUUGCCUAAAGGUAAAGUUUCCAAUGGAAAAUGGUGUAGGUGAAGUAAAAGGAGAUCAAGUAUUGGCUAAGGAGUGCUACCAAGCAGUGUUGGUUGCAAAAAAAAAAAACCACACAUGGAUGAUUAAGGAAAAAGAAGAGGAGAAGGAGGAAGCCCUGAAAACUAUAGAGCUGGUAAACGGAGAGCCAACGAAGACUACAAGAAUAGGGAUGACCAUGAGUACAAACAUGAAGAAGAAACUAGUCUAA